AUGGCGGUAGGGAUGCAGCUCCUUCCUGUAUUGUGCCUGGUCCUGGCCGCUAGCAGCCAUGCACACCGGACGAAGACGGAGGUGCCUCCACUAGCUGACCCGGAGCCCUCCCCAUACGGCUCCCUGUGGCCGCUUCCUCAGGAGGUGCAGGUCUCCUCCACCGUCUUGCUCAUCCCCCCGGCUGAGUUCGCCAUAGUGCACGGAGAGGGGUCCACCGCGGGGCCUAAGUGUCUGGUGCUGCAGGAUGCCUUCCGGAGAUACUACGAUUACAUGUUUGGUUUCCUGCGACUAGAAGAUGUACCUGCAAUCAAACCGCGUUCAGGACAAUUAGUACAACUUCAGGUCAUCCUCACCUCAAAGAACAAUGAAUGUCACAAGUAUCCCAGCAUCCAUUCAGAUGAGUCAUAUAAGCUGUCCGUUAAUGAUGAUGGAGCUGUCAUUCAAGCAUGUCAAGUCUGGGGUGCUCUGAGGGGUCUUGAGACGUUCAGCCAGUUAGUUUAUAAAGACAGCACUGGAGCAUUCCUUAUAAACAAAACUCAGAUUAAUGACUUUCCAAGGUUUGCCCACAGAGGAGUACUGCUGGACACAUCCAGACAUUUUCUGCCUCUAAAGGUUAUCCUAAAAACUUUGGAUGCUAUGGCAUUUAACAAAAUGAACAUCCUUCACUGGCAUAUAGUGGAUGAUCAAUCUUUCCCUUAUCAAAGCGAAACAUUCCCUGAACUGAGUAACAGGGGAGCUUAUCAGGCAUUCACACACAUUUAUAGCUUCAUUGACGUACGUAUGGUGAUUGAGUAUGCUAGACUAAGAGGAAUUCGGGUUAUACCGGAGUUUGAUACGCCAGGACACACUUACUCAUGGGGUAAAGGCCAGAAAGAUCUUUUGACUCCGUGUUACAAAGAUGGAGAACCAAGUGGAACCUUUGGACCUGUGAACCCAAUUGUCAAUGGCACUUACACAUUUAUGUACACAUUAUUUAAAGAAAUUGGCAUGGUGUUUCCUGACAAAUAUAUCCAUUUAGGAGGGGACGAGGUGGACUUUUCUUGUUGGAAGUCCAAUCCUGCUAUUGCAAAGUUCAUGGCUGAGCAUGGCUUUGGUACAGACUACUGCAAACUGGAAUCGUAUUAUGUCCAACAAAUUCUAGACAUAAUGUCCAAAUUGGGGAAAGGUUACAUGGUUUGGCAGGAAGUAUUUGAUAACCACGACCAGAUUAAUCCAGACACGAUAGUGAAAGUGUGGAAAGGGCAAAACUAUGCCGAAGAACUGUCCAAAGUGACAGCUGCGGGGUUUUCUGCCAUCCUCUCAGCUCCCUGGUACCUAGAUUACAUUAGUUAUGGCCAGGACUGGCAGAGAUACUACAAAACUGAGCCACUAAAAUUUAAUGGGACUGAAGAGCAGAAGAAGCUUGUGAUUGGUGGUGAAGCUUGUUUAUGGGGUGAAUUUGUUGAUGCUACAAACCUCACACCACGACUGUGGCCUAGAGCAAGUGCGGUUGCAGAAAGGCUUUGGAGCAGUGUAAAAGUGACCUCAGUGCAGGAUGCUUAUAACAGGCUGAUUGUACACAGGUGUCGUAUGGUCGGGCGUGGAAUAGGAGCAGAGCCGCUCUAUGUUGGAUUCUGUGAACAUGAAAUGAAGUACUAG
Staurois parvus is the source of this 1638-nucleotide messenger RNA. The record is from the annotation of a GenBank genome assembly. Lineage: Eukaryota; Metazoa; Chordata; Amphibia; Anura; Ranidae.